AUGCCGGUUGUAUGAAUGGACGAGAAAAUUUGCUUGGUGCACUCGGCAAGGUUUCUCGCAACAGCCAUCAUCAUGAGCAUGGACGACUCGCCUUCGUGCGCAAGCGUAACGCUUGUUGCCGCUGUGGAAGAGGCCAAGAGGCAAGGGGGCACACGGGUUUUCAAGAAAAGCUCGCCAAAUGGCAAGAUUACAAUGUACUUGGGGAAGAGGGACUUCGUGGACCACAUCACCAGCGUUGAUCCCAUAGAUGGUGUAGUCCUGAUUGACCCGGACUACAUCAAGGAGCGGAAGGUGUUUGGACACGUGCUGGCAGCCUUCCGAUAUGGUCGUGAGGACUUGGAUGUACUGGGACUGACGUUCCGCAAGGACCUCUACCUGGCCUCAGAGCAGAUCUACCCACCUCCUAGGGAGAAUGCAGGACGACCAUUGACGCGGCUGCAGGAGCGGCUACUGCGCAAGCUGGGCCCCAAUGCGUACCCGUUCUACUUUGAGCUGCCGCCCCACUGUCCUGCUUCGGUAACCCUUCAGCCCGCUCCAGGGGACACCGGAAAGCCCUGCGGAGUGGACUAUGAGCUCAAGGGCUACGUUGCAGACAGCCCCGAAGACAAGCCUCACAAGCGGAACUCUGUGCGCCUGGCCAUCCGCAAGAUUAUGUAUGCACCCAGCCGGCAAGGAGAGCAACCCAGCCUGGAGGUGAGCAAGGAGUUUGUCAUGUCGCCUAACAAGCUGCACCUGGAGGCCUCCCUCGACAAGGAGCUCUACCAUCAUGGGGAGGACAUUGCUGUCAAUGUCCACAUUGCAAACAACUCCAACCGCACUGUGAAGAAGGUCAAGGUCUCUGUGCGCCAGUUUGCGGACAUCUGCCUCUUUUCAACAGCACAGUACAAGUGCACAGUGGCUGAAAUUGACUCGGAGGAAGGGUGUCCGGUAGGUCCAGGCUUCACACUUUCCAAGGUGUACUACCUGCGGCCCCUGCUCGCUAACAACAAGGACAAGCGGGGUUUGGCGCUGGAUGGGCAGCUGAAGCACGAAGACACCAACCUUGCUUCAUCCACUAUAAUCACGGAUCCAGCACAGAAGGAGAACCUUGGCAUCAUCGUGCAGUACAAGGUCAAAGUGAAGCUCUGCCUGGGACCACUUGGAGGGGACCUGGUAGCCGAGCUGCCUUUCAUCUUGAUGCAUCCGAAACCCGAAGAAACAACACCAGUUCGAGCUGUCAGUGAACCCAAGGCUCCAGGCCCCGUACCAUUGGACACCAAUCUGAUUGAGCUGGACACGGACGCUGCGGCCAGCCUAGAUGAUGAUGACAUCAUCUUCGAAGACUUCGCACGGCUGCGGCUCCGUGGCGAGACGGACGCCUAAGGGGACUGCAGUCUGUGCGCUCCCUAAGUGCCAAACCGUCGACGAGCUUAGCUCCCGUCCCCCACCUGGACUGGCGGCUCCACUCCCUGGUGCCCCGCCUCUGCAGGGUCCGUGCAAGAAGGCAAGGCUGCGGAUCAACAGUCGUCCUCCCAAUGUUCCCGUCCCUCACAUCUUGUCCGAGGCAGGUCGCCAAGCACCUUUAGGCGGCGGGCACUUCCAACGGCCGAAGGUGUUUGAGACACCUCCCAUUUUGUGCUCCAGCUCCCUUCAGCAGUGCCCACUUAUCCGAGGCACACACCUCCCAUGUGGACUCUUGCAAUUGUGCAAGCUAUGGACGUCCAUCCAUCUAUGUUUUGGUGUAGAGCUUACUGCAGUGCAGCUGGAGAGGGAAGGUUGCCGCUGGACGUACCGUUAAAGUGGCUGGCUCCUCUUUGACUGGAAUAAUACGUGCACCUGCAUUUUCGCUGAAGCUUUUUGGGCACAUUAAUAUUCUUUGGCUUGGCAAUUGGGGAUAACACUCAAUGCCGUGCCUGAUCAAAAACACUAGCUUUAACUUCCCAUCCUGUUCACGCGUGACGGGGUUCAAUUUUAUUAAUCAAAGUCUCGUGGCACAUGUGUUCAGCAGCAGCUUCCCUUCAGCUGCGCUGCAGGGAAAAUGUGUGGCUUGUCAUUGUGAACUUUAGUCCCUUUUGCAAGUGUUUUGACGGUCGGCAGGCAAGAGUGCCACCUCUGCCCGCACUGGCACUUUCAUACUAUAUUUUAGCGGCCAUGCUCAAGCUCACACCAGGUUCAUCAGGGUCCCUAUCACCGGCCGCUCGAGCGAAAAACCUGUGAUGGAAAGCAGUGUAGCACUGCGCGCAACAGUAGUAGGCUCUUCAGCUGGCCACGUGUGGUAUCAUUGAGUGGUUUUCUGAAGGCACAAUCCUUUGCUCGUCGUGUUUUUCCAGCCAAAGACUACGCUCCAACUGCGGAACCGUUUUUGGCGUUGUGCGAAGAAGUGGCCCUUUGUGAAGACAAUUUCUGUGAGUGAAAAAUGAACAUUUUCCAGUCCUUGACAAGAGGUUAGUCGAAGAAGUCUUCAAUGUCCACUUCGGGGUCAAGCAGGUGAUUAGCAAGUGGGCCCAGGUCGAGUUGAUCAAGCAGGAGGUUCUCACAAGUUUCCUCCAGGUCUGUGUCUCCAAUCAGCACGGCGCCCUUCAGCCUCCCGUCAUAGAGAAGCAGCUUGAUGUACUCCUGGCCUGGGUUCACGCGCACAAGGGCACUGCAGCCCGCUAAGCCUUGGCCAUUGAAGACACCCAGAAGGACCACCUGCAAGACCAUCUCUCUGAACCAACUGACAGAUCGAGCUAACUGCAAUGCUGCUGUGAAUAAAUGCCCAC
Rhipicephalus sanguineus (brown dog tick) is the source of this 2741-nucleotide messenger RNA. It is a transcript of the gene krz, whose product is annotated as beta-arrestin-1-like. The record is from RefSeq and is a predicted model, not a curated record. NCBI's taxonomy places the organism in Eukaryota, Metazoa, Arthropoda, Arachnida, Ixodida, Ixodidae. Gene Ontology annotation, molecular function: G protein-coupled receptor binding. Gene Ontology annotation, cellular component: cytoplasm. Gene Ontology annotation, biological process: G protein-coupled receptor internalization; signal transduction.